Molecule: messenger RNA, 4193 nt
Organism: Penaeus vannamei (Pacific white shrimp)
Lineage: Eukaryota; Metazoa; Arthropoda; Malacostraca; Decapoda; Penaeidae
Source: RefSeq, a predicted model, not a curated record
AUGGUACCCGGUCCUCGACUCAAGGAUCCGCUUGCUGGCCUCUGUAUCCGCUUCAAGACGAUCAAGUCCAAAGUUGUUGUUGGUGCACAAGAAACAGCGCCCGGAAUCUUCAAACCAGCUGUUCUUAAGUAUGAUUCUCAUUCAGACAUAAUUAUAUGCCUUCACAUUCGUGACCAUGUCAUACAGCCUCUCACACACGCACUUCCUCGCUCUCAGCCUCUCACUACACGCACUUCCUCGCUCUUUAUUUCUCCCGGGGAAUCAAUUCAGUUCCAGGUUCUGCCCUUGAUGGUGGUCUUUGUGGUGGAAGAAUUAGAGCAAUGGGAGCUACGGUUCACCACGGUUUCUGUGCUCUUUCGUCGUCUCGCGCAGUUACUUAGGUCGACAUUCGCCUCGUUUGCGCGCUCGGCAGACCUUCCCGCCGCCUCCGCCCCCCCCACCCCCACCCCCGUCUCUCCCGCCGGGUUCCUGACGCAGCUCCGGUCGCAGCCGCCUGUCAGAGGUUCACAUCCUUUCCGUUCGUUGCAGAUCGACAUCGAGGGCGAGGCCCAGCCGAAAGACAAGGGCGGCUCGAAGGAUGACCUGCGCAGGAAUAACAAGGACUUGCUCAAGAAGAUCCCCGAGGGCGCCGAGGCCACGGCUGUGCUGGUGGGCGCCGUAGACUUCCUCAAGCAGCCUACCAUCGCCUUCGUCAGGCUGGCUGAGGGCGUCAUGAUGGACAACCUGGUGGAGGUGCCCAUCCCCGUGCGCUUCAUGUUCGUGCUGCUGGGCCCCUUCCACGGCGAGAUGGACUACCACGGUGGGCGCUCCAUCUCCACCCUCAUGUCCGACAAGGGCUUCCACGAGGUGGCCUACCGCGCCCACUCGCGCGGCCAGCUGCUCUCGGCCAUCAACGAGUUCCUGAACGCCUCCAUCGUGCUGCCGCCCUCCGACUGGAACAACAAGGACCUGGUGCCCAUCGACGACAUCCGCGCCAAGGCCAACCAGAUCAUGAAGAAGAAGGAGAGCCUCCGCUCCAAGCGCAAGCAGACGGAGACCGGUAAGGCGCCACCCCGGCUUCCCACGCCUCCCUCCCAGCGGCCGUGACCCGGCCUCCGCAGGCGAUGGCGACGGCGGAAGAAGAGGCCUCCUCCGAGGGAUCCUCUCAUCCGCACCGGGAAGCCCUUCUUCGGCGUCCUGCAGGACCUCAACCGCUACCCGCUCUACCUGUCCGACAUCAAGGACGGCCUCAGCGGGCAGGUGCUGGCGGCCGCCAUCUUCAUCUUCUUCGCGCUCUCCGCCGCCAUCACCUUCGGCGGCAUCUACGGCGACCGUAUGAACAACUACAUCGGCGUGGGCGAGACGCUGCUCAUGUCCUCCGUCAACGGCAUCAUCUUCGCCCUGUUCGCCGCCCAGCCGCUGCUCAGUGGCGCCACGGGCCCGCUCAUGAUCUUCGACAUGAGUCUGUACUCGUUCUGCCAGUCGUAUGAGAUCGACUUCCUGGCCACGCGAGUGUGGGUGGGAAUAUGGAUGACAGUGACCGCCGUCCUUGUCACCGCCUUCGAGGCCGUGGCCAUCGUCAAGAAGUUCACCCGCUUCACCGAGGAGAUCUUUUCGACGCUGGUGUGCCUCAUUUUCAUCUACGGCGCCUUCGAGAAGCUGGCCGAGAUCUUCGUCCAUCACCCGCUGCAGUCCAAGUAUGGCUUCAAGGACAUCAACGGCUCGGAAAUUGCAUCUGGCAUCAUCAUCAAUGGAUCCCUCUAUAACGCAACCAACAUGGAAGACGAGGACGUGACAGCCAUCGAACCAGCUCAGCCCAACACUGCUCUCCUCUCCAUGAUUCUGAUGAUCAGCACCUUCCUCAUUGCCUUCAAGCUCAAACAUUUCCGUAACUCCAAGUUCCUCGGCAGAAGUGUACGUCGUGCUCUUGGUGACUUUGGUGUGCCCAUCUCCAUUGUCCUCAUGGUCACCCUGGACUACCUCAUCCAUGACACCUACACCGACAAGCUCACCAUGCCCGAAGGUCUCAGCCCAUCCAACCCAGAAAUCAGAGGAUGGAUGAUCAACCCCAUGGGUGUCACCAAGGCACUGCCCAUCUGGGUCAUCUUCCUUGCUGCUCCUGCUUCCCUCCUCCUCUUCUGCCUCGUAUUCCUGGAAGAGAACAUCUGCCACCUUAUCUUGAGCAAGCCUGAGAAGAACAUGGUAAAGGGAACAGGUUUCCAUUGGGAUCUGAUCCUCUCCGGUUUCAUCAAUUUUGUGUCUGGGCUCUUUGGUGCUCCCUUCAUGGGCCCGGCCUGCGUGAGAACUGUGUCCCACACCUCUGCUCUGACCGUCAUGAGCUCAACCCAUGCCCCUGGAGAGUCUCCUAAGAUUGUGGGCGUUCUUGAGCAGCGAGUUAGUGCAGUCAUUGUGUCAGUCUUGGUGGGACUGUCAGUGUUCCUGACAGCAGCUCUUAACCUUGUACCAAAGUCUGUGCUGCUAGGUAUCUUCCUGUACAUGGGUAUCUCUGCCACAGCUGGUAUUCAGUUCCUCGAGCGCACAAUUCUUUUCCUCAUGCCAGUCAAGCACCAUCCUAAUGUAGCUUAUGUGAAGAAAGUGCGCACAUGGAAGAUGCAUGCUUACACCGGCAUCCAGCUCCUUAUGUUGGUAAUCCUAUGGAUUGUAAAGCAGUCUCCUGCUGCUCUCUGCUUCCCAUUCGUGCUCAUGUGCCUCAUUCCCAUUAGAUUGUACCUUCUUCCCUAUGCAUUCAGUGGAGUUGAGCUCAAUGCACUUGACGGAACUGAGGCCACAGCCACAGCAAACAACGAUGAUGAUGAGCCUGACUUCUUCGAGGAAGCUCACGAUUUGCCGACAUACAUUGACCAUCACCACCAGAACUGAAGGCCGCCCCCUCCCUUGCACAGAAGAUCGUCUCAGUUCUGCAGUAGAUCUGUUCAAAGGAAAGAAAAACAACACAAACUGGUUAUGUUUAAGUAGGCUUUUAUCUUUUAGAAAAGGAAGAAUUUGUUUUCUUUCUCAUUUUAAAUUUAAAUUUCUCCAUGUAGAUAUCCUCAAAAUUUUACUCUGCGUCUUUUAAAGUGGAUUUCUUAUUCCUGAAAACUGGAAAGUAAUUGGUGAAUUUAUCACUGGUACUUACAGGUAAUAAACAAUUGUUGAGGAUUUAGACAAACAGCCAUGAUUCAGUGUAAUUUUUAUGGCUUUUUAGUCAGUUGUCUAGGUUUUAUCAUCAUUAAUUGUUGAUGGAAUGACAAUAUAUAUCAAAGGAGGAUCUGAACAUGCUGUGCAUGAUGAAUUUAUUGUCCUCUCAUGAAGGAGAAAUAUCACUUAGGGAGAUUGAUUGUUUUGCUGCUUUCAGUACAAUAGUCAUCUCUUUUUUACACUUGUAGAGAAAAUUGGACUGAAGUUCAACAUGUAAUUAUUUCUAUCCAAGUAAUUCAAGUUUAUUUAACAGAAUUUUACUUUUAAAGCUUAUUAUUCUUAGCUGGAGUAUUUUAAGUCACUUAACCAGACCCAGUGAUGGAUCUGUUCACAGUUGUGAAGGAACAGUACAAGACUUUUAUCAUUCCACAAUAUGGUGCUGAAUAAACACAUAGGUGCUUUAGUAAAACAUCUUUUCUGUGAGGAAGAGGCUGUAAGCUGUUUAGAUGCUCCGUCCAUCAGUAUUUAAGGUGAAGAUAUUUUUUUUCCGAAUGAAAAGCAAUUUGCUCAAGUUAGUUGGUUUUGCAGAAAAAAUUAUAGGAUGUUCCAUUAAAGUUGAAAGGCAGAUUGUAUUAGAUAUUUAUGUGAUAUGAUUAUAUUUUUAUUAUUAUUAAUGAUAAUCUAGCAUAUGUAGGGUUUAUGCAAGUACAGUACUCUGAUCCUGUUGUAAGGCCCCAAACUGCAGCUGUUUAGUGAAUCCAUUUAGACACCAAAUAGCGACCAAGAGCACAGCCUAACUCUCCAUUGCUCUUACUUGUUCUUUUGUGUCUAGCAGAGGCAUUGGCUUGCAAAAAUUUUAUCUGCAGAAUCUGGUAUCCAGGGAGGCUGGGACUGUUGUGGGUCAUUUUAUUUAUCUUUUUUCUUCUUUUUUGAGACCUGACAUUCCUAUCUAUUAGUAAUAUAUCACUCAAGUGUUGGCUUCAAGACACCUAUAACUAUGUAAUUGUAGUUGUUAUUGUGUUGUGGACUGUAAAUGCAUUGCUAUUAGUUUAUCACAUUUCCAUGUGCCAAAUUGA